Messenger RNA from Aspergillus caelatus, 5713 nucleotides. RefSeq names its product non-reducing polyketide synthase nscA (gene nscA). Bases 1 to 5658 code for a protein of 1885 amino acids. Gene Ontology annotation, molecular function: 3-oxoacyl-[acyl-carrier-protein] synthase activity; fatty acid synthase activity; phosphopantetheine binding. The transcript has 6 exons. The record is from RefSeq and is a predicted model, not a curated record. Gene Ontology annotation, biological process: fatty acid biosynthetic process; secondary metabolite biosynthetic process. Lineage: Eukaryota; Fungi; Ascomycota; Eurotiomycetes; Eurotiales; Aspergillaceae.
AUGAUUGAAAACACCACUAUUACUCCUUCCGAAUCACGCUCAUCAAGCCCCAGCCAUGCCAAAGUCGACAUGGACGCCGAAAUACCUGACGAUUUUAUUCUUUUCAGCCAUGAGCUUCCCAAUGGCGAAGUCCAAGACCUGAUACGGAGGUUGCAUAGAUAUGCCAUGCUACCGGGCUAUCCGCACCUUGCUCGCUUCUUGCAGGACUGUGCCUUGGUUCUUAGAACGGAGGUUCAGAAGCUACCACGGCCAUUAAGAGAUUCUGUACCACCAUUCCACGAUGUGGUUACGCUGUCCUCGCACUGGGAUGAGAUCAAGAGCAGCCCCCUAAGUGGUGCUUGGGACGGUGCCUUCCUCUGCAUCUAUGAGAUAGCUAUGCUAAUAGGACAUUAUGAGACACAUCAAAUUUCAUACCACCGUCCGGCAUGCUUGGUAGGAAUAAGCGUUGGCUUAUUUUCAGCAGCAGCAGUGGCCGUUUCGGAGUCCCUAUCUGACCUCGUCUCAUACGGCACUGAAAGCGUGCGGACCGCUUUUGCAUUUUGCGUUCAUGUACAGCGCGUUUCUCAGACACUUGAGACUACCGUGACAGAGCAAGCUACGUCAGCUAGCUGGGCUACGGUCGUGAUAGGUGUACCGGCAGACACAAUCCGGGAAGAACUUGACCGGUUCAAUCACCUAGAGGAGUCGGAAAGUAUUGGUACAAAUGUAAUGCCGCUGACUGGCGUGAGUAUUAGUCACGUUGAUAAUACCUCCGUUGGAAUCACAGGUCCUCCCACCCGUCUCAAGCAACUCUUCCGCCAGUCAGAGAUCCUUCGUUCUUCAAGGCACUCGGCGUUGCCCAUCGCAGGAGGCCUCUGUCAUGUUCCAAACGUGUACGAUGACGACGAUGUGCGCGCCAUCCUUGAAACGGCGGAGGUCUGGGAGAGAUGGGGCACUCGUUCUAUGCUAGUGCCAUUGGUAUCCCCAUUCACGGGCUCACCAUUUUUCUGUUCAGAUGCAUACCACUUGAUAGAAACCAUCUGCACCGAGGCUUUAACCAAGCCCCUGUAUUUCGACAAGGUCGGAAGUGGCGUUGUGACUCAACUUUCUCGCGACCCACGACCGAAUGGGCUAUCAUGUCAGAUAUUUCAUUACAGUGCAUCCCUCAUGUCAGAUACCAUCAUCGCCAACGUUACCAAUAAACUCUCAACUGUUGAUGUGAGCCGCCGGUGUUUGGUUGACUGGGCUAUGCGCGACAUAUUUGAUCAACUCCAUCAUAGCCCACGGCCACCGCAAAACUCAAAGCUAGCUGUCGUUGGCAUGUCCUGUCGUAUGCCGGGAGGUGCAGAUACCCCUGAGCGAUUCUGGGAGCUGCUCGUUAACGGAGUGGAUACGCACACUACUGUACCUCCAGACAGGUUUGAUCUAGAUGCUCAUUUCGAUCCUACCGGUGAAAAGGACAAUACAGUUGGAACCCGAUUUGGUAACUUCAUAGACCACCCAGGCUAUUUUGACGCAGGAUUCUUCAAUAUGUCCCCACGCGAGGCCGAGCAGACAGACCCGAUGCAACGCUUGGCACUUGUGACAGCAUACGAGGCGCUCGAGAUGGCCGGCUUCGUCCCUAACCGCACGCCGUCCUCUCACUUAUCACGGGUUGGCACGUAUUAUGGCCAGGCUAGCGACGACUACCGCGAGGUCAACGCAGGCCAGAAGAUUGGCACGUACGGCAUUCCUGGGACGGAAAGAGGUUUUGGUAACGGCCGCAUCAAUUAUUUCUUCAAUUUCCAAGGGCCGAGUUUCAACAUUGACACUGCAUGCUCCAGCGGAUUAGCUGCGGUUCAGGCUGCUUGUUCGGCGCUGUGGGCUGGCGAGGCUGAUACCGUAGUGGCUGGAGGCCUGAACGUCAUUACGAGUCCAGAUAUCUACUGCAUGCUGAGCAAGGGGCACUUCUUGUCAAAGACUGGUCAGUGUAAGGUGUGGGAUAUUGGAGCCGACGGCUACUGCCGUGCAGAUGGUGUCGGCUCGGUCGUGAUUAAACGACUCGACGAUGCCUUGGCUGAUAACGACGUCAUUUUGGCAUCUAUCGUAGCUGGUGCUACAAAUCAUUCAGCAGAAAGUAUUUCCAUUACUCAACCACAUGCCGCAGCCCAGAGAGAGAAUUAUCGCCAGGUGAUGGACAAGGCGGGUGUUAGUCCUCUAGACGUUAGCUUUGUCGAACUUCACGGCACAGGAACCCAGGUCGGGGAUGCCGUUGAGUCCGAGUCGGUACUUGACUUCUUCGCACCUUCUGGUCGGCGGUUACACCCCGACAAGCGCCUUCAUCUGGGCGCCGUCAAGUCUAAUAUUGGGCAUGGCGAAGCUGCUGCGGGUAUUGCCUCCCUGAUCAAGGUUCUGUUGAUGUACCGCAACAAUAUGAUCCCCCGUCACAUUGGCAUCCAAACGGCCAUGAACCCUGUCGUGGCUCAAAACCUUGCCAACCGCAACGCCGGGAUACUCACCGAGAAUCACCCAUGGCUUCCAACUGCGGCCUUUAAGAAGCGAUACUCUAUCGUGAAUAGCUUUGGUGCCCAUGGCGGCAAUACAACGCUACUACUCGAGGAUGCCCCAUUGCAACAUAUUGACAUAGACCAGGAUCAUUCGCGACAAGCUGUUGCUAGCAGCGAAGUGGUCUGCAUCUCAGCCAAAAGCAAAGCUUCACUUCGGGCCAACAUCAGGGCUUUGCUCGGCUAUCUGAAUACCCAUAAAGUGACGGAACUCAGAGAUAUUGCCUAUACAACGAGUGCUCGGCGGAUACACCAUCAUAUCCGCAUUGCCACCUCUGCUUCUACCAUAUCACAGCUACAGUCCUUUCUGGAGGCUGCCGCCAAUGAUGUCGAUGCGCAUGCAAAGCAUGUCGCUACAGCCACUAAAAGGACUAUCGUAUUUGCUUUCUCCGGUCAGGGCUGUCUCUAUCACGGCGCUGCAGCGCAGCUGUUCGAAAAAGCACCUUUGUUCCGCGACCAGGUGCUCCAACUCGAUCGGAUCGUUAGACGCCUAGGUUUCCCCACGAUACUAGCCACCGUCGCCGGCGAUGCAGCGAGUAUCGGCUCCGCCAGAUCUUCACAAAUGGAACCUACCCCAGGCAGCGAGGCAAGCCAUGACGUUGUGGCCUUGAGCGAUAGCAACACAAGUACAACCUCUCCGACACAGUCAGUCGAGAGUCCACUAGUUACUCAGCUCGCCCUGGUAGUUAUCCAGAUUGCCUUGGUGCAGUAUUGGGGACUACUUGGUAUCAAGCCCAGCGUAGUUAUCGGCCACAGCCUCGGAGAAUACGCUGCGCUGGUCGCAGCUGGAGUCUUGUCUGUCGCAGACGCUCUAUUCUUGGUGGGUAAACGAGCUGAACUCAUGUUAGCCGUCUGCGAGCCUGGGAGCCAUGCUAUGUUGUCAGUUCGCGGUGCCUCGGUCGAUCGCAUAGAAGAAUUGUGCCGUGAGAGUGAGAAACAGUAUCGUUUUGAAGUAUCAUGUGUGAACGGGUUGACCGACAUUGUUGUUAGCGGCCUGCGAGAUGAUAUGGCUUCCCUGCGUGACAUGCUGCAGGGUGCAGGACUGAAAUGUGUUCUCCUCGAUAUACCGUUCGCUUUCCACAGCGAACAAAUGUCACCCAUCCUAGAUGACUUCGAGAAUGCGGCUCAGUAUGUUACAUUCAAGGCCCCUGCGAUCCCAAUUAUCUCUCCACUUCUUGGACAGUGCCUUGCCGAGGACCACGUUAUUGAUGGGAAGUAUCUGGCCCGUGCGACACGGGAACCUGUUGAUUUUGUAGCUGCUCUUCACGCUGCUAUAUCAGAUGGCGUGGUAAAUGACAAGACCGUCUGGAUCGAUAUUGGGCCUCACCCAGUUUGUACCACCUUCGCAAGCAAUCAUUAUGGAAAGGGAGCAACACAGACUUUUGCGUCACUUCGCCGUGGUGACGAUACGCUGUCGACAUUUACAGGAAGUCUUGCAGCACUACACUGCCUAGGGUUCCCUGUUGCAUGGAAUGAGUAUUUUGAUCUCAGAGAGAAUCCCGCCCGUCUACUGCACCUCGACUCCUAUCAAUGGAACUACAAAAACUACUGGAUCCCAUACGAGGGUUCGUGGACGCUAGACAAAGCCAAUGCUGGACAAAGCAACAAGAAUAACAGUCCAGUCGCUGUUUCGGCUUUCUUCACGUCUUCUGUCCAACAAAUCAUUUCUGAGGAAUAUGGCGAGUCUAUAGGACAGAUGAAGGCACUCUCCAACUUGCAUCACCCCGACCUCCGGGGCGCAGCAGAGGGGCAUAAGUUAAACGGGAGGAGUGUUGUGACUGGAAGUAUUUGGGCGGAUAUCACUCUCACCGUUGGUGAAUAUUUAUACAGGAAAAUGCUACCAGACGACGGUACACCUCACAUGGACGUCAAAAACAUGGAAGUAAACGAAGCCCAGGUGCUUGACCCACGGGCAUCCCAAUUCAUUCAAAUCGAAGGAGUAUUGAACAUGUCGCAAAAGCAGACGGCUGUACGACUGUACGCAGCAAGCCCAGACGGGACUCGUAAUACAGAGAAGGCAUUCGCCACUGCAACUGUCUGCUACGAACACGCGCAAGCCUGGCAAGAACAAUGGCAGGUGACUUCACACUUAGUUGCUGCAAGAGCCAAUUCGCUUUGGGAAAAGAUUACAGGCGGCGGCGACAACAGCGCAGACAAAAGCAAGGUGAGCCACUUUUCACAGAGUGUCGCGUAUCAACUCUUUGCAAACGUGGUGGACUAUGGCACACGAUAUCGUGGGAUGCAGCGCGUAGCACUCUCCGAGGACACUCUGGAAGCAACGGCUGACGUCGUCCUGGACAAUGACCAACAUGGCACUUGGCACACUCCACCUCACUGGAUCGACAGCGCUUUCCAGCUUGCCGGCUUCGUCAUGAAUUCCUUUGGUGUUCAAAGCGAUGGCAAGAUCGCUGGAUCAUCUCGUGAUUUCUUUUACAUCACCCCGGGGUGGCGUCACUUCCGGCUGCUGGAACGCCUUGAGCCUGGCCCUGGUGUCACGUAUCGCAAUUUUGUCCGGAUGUUUCCGGUCGUCGGUGAACCAGGCGCAUAUGCAGGAGAUAUAUAUCUGCACCGUGGUGACAAGCUCGUGGGCGUGUGUGCAGGUGUUAAGUUCAAAGCUGUUCCUCGCGCUUUGAUGCCGGUGUUGUUUCCUCCGAUUGGGGCUAGCAAGAAGCGAAACCAAUCUGCCGAGACUCAUUCCGCCACAUACCAAAGCAACGGCGAGUACUACAAAUCUCAGCCAGUCCCGGCCCCCAUUUUCCAAAAGCCUGAGAAGUUGACGGCACCUAUCUCUAGAGUAGCUCACUCGCAACACCAAGGUCAGGUUGGCAUCUCACGAAACACACAAACCCCAGCGCCGGCAGCAGUAGUCAUGCAGCAAGUCCAGCCUGUAGAGGGUGGACAAGAUCAAAGCCAAAAUCCACAAGCAACAGCGUGCCUCGCGCUGAUUUCGGAGGAAACCGGGCUGGAUCUGGACGAUUUGAAAGGCGAUGCCGCCUUUGCUGAGUUGGGUGUGGAUUCUCUAAUGUCCCUGGCACUGUCGGCUAAGAUACGCGCAGAGCUAGGUAUUGAUGUUCAGGCGUCCAUUUUUCUGCAAUGUCCGACUGUACAAGAUCUGGUUAGAUGGUUGAGCAAGUAAAUAGAAGCUUAUUAGUGUUGUAUGAGAAAUUGAAAAUCCACUUUCAGCUCAAAGA